Messenger RNA from Apodemus sylvaticus (European woodmouse), 12184 nucleotides. RefSeq names its product A-kinase anchoring protein 9 (gene Akap9). Bases 153 to 11681 code for a protein of 3842 amino acids. Gene Ontology annotation, cellular component: centrosome; synaptic membrane; Golgi stack. Gene Ontology annotation, biological process: regulation of ventricular cardiac muscle cell membrane repolarization; positive regulation of peptidyl-serine phosphorylation; maintenance of centrosome location. The transcript has 50 exons. NCBI's taxonomy places the organism in Eukaryota, Metazoa, Chordata, Mammalia, Rodentia, Muridae. Gene Ontology annotation, molecular function: potassium channel regulator activity; molecular adaptor activity; protein kinase A regulatory subunit binding. The record is from RefSeq and is a predicted model, not a curated record.
CGAAGAUGGCGGCGGUGACCGCGGGGCCCGUGCAGCCCGGCACGAGCCGCCGGUGAGCGCCCAGCGCGUCCCGAGUGGCCGCGGAGCUCCGUCCGCCUCUUUCUAAACAGAUCUUUCCUCCCCGCCGCAUCCCGGCCUACCCUGCAGACGCCAUGGAGGACGAGGAGAGGCAGAGGAAGCUGGCCGCGGGCAAGGCGAAGCUUGCUCGGUUUCGACAAAGAAAAGCCCAACAUGAUGGGGACGUUCUGAAGAAACAGAAGAAGAAAAGAACGUCAGGCUCUAAACAAGAUUCAGGCUUACACACUGAUCAGCAGAGUGACAAGAUCUGCUCGGACAGUUCUCCGAGGGUAGAUUUAGCCGGGAAUCCUGAUUCCUCUGGUGCAGACGUGACAAAGCACGACCACACCUUCUCUGCUGAACCUGAAAGUGAAAUUUCUACCACUGCAGAUGAAUGUAGCUCUGAGAUUAAUGGCUGCAGUUCUGUGAUGAAACCAGGAACGCCUACAGAUACCUUAAGGGAAGAAGACUUUUCAAUUGAUGAUUCUUACCGUGAACAAGGCGCUCACUCCAGUCAGACGUGUCUGCAGAUGGUGGAGAGUGAGCUGGCUGAGAAGCAGCACGGCAUUGACGACCUGACUCAGGAGCUGGAAGAGAUGAGGGCCAGCUUUGGGACCGAAGGGCUGAAGCAGUUACAAGAGUUUGAAGCUGCCAUUAAACAGAGAGACGGCAUCAUCACUCAGCUCACUGCUCACCUGCAGCAAGCAAGAAGGGAGAAGGACGACACAAUGAUAGAAUUUUUAGAGUUGACAGAACAAAGCCAGAAAUUGCAGAUUCAGUUCCAGCACUUACAGGCCAACGAAACUCUGCAAAACAGCACUCUUAGUCGAACUGCGACAGAUUUACUGCAGGCCAAACGACAGAUCUUUAGUCAACAGCAACAGCUGCAAGAUUAUCAGAAAAAGGAGGAGGACUUCCAAGUGCAGAUUUCUUUUUUACAAGAGAAAAUUAGAGCGUUUGAAAUGGAAAAAGACAGAGAAGUAGAAAACUUAAAUACAAAAGAAAUACAGGAAAAGCAGGCAAUCAUUGACGAGUUGAAUACCAGAGUAAUAGAAGAAGAGAAGAAAACGGUGGAGUUAAAGAAUAAAGUAACAACUGCUGAUGAGUUACUGGGGGAGUUACAGGAACAGGUUACAGAAAAGGAUCAGGAGAUCAAAAGCCUGAAACAACAACUGGUCAACUCUCAGCAAAAUGAGCGAAAGUGUUCAGAGGAAAUCAAAGAGCUGAUGAGGACAGUUGAGGAACUCCAGAAGAGAAACCUUAAAGAUAGCCAGCUGGAAACCGACACUGUGCGAAGGAUGGAAGAAGAAACCCAGCGGAAGUUAAGCCGUCUCCAAGCGGAACUGGACGAGAUGUAUGGGAAGCAAAUAGUGCAGAUGAAACAGGAGCUGAUAAAACAGCACGUGUCUCAGAUGGAGGAGCUCAGAGCCCAGCACCGCAGAGAGAUGGACAGCACCGGAAAGUCGCAUGCAAACGCUGCAGUCAGCAAAGAACAAGUAAAUGUAAUGAAUGCGGCUAUAAAUGAACUCAAUGUAAGGUUACAGGAGACUCACGCUCAAAAGGAAAAACUCAAGGGAGAGCUUGGGGUAGUUCUGGGAGAAAAGUCAGCCCUACAGAGUCAGUCUGAGGACCUCUUAGAAGAGGUAAGGUUUUUAAGAGAGCAAGUUCAGAAAGCUAGACAGACAAUCACAGAGCAAGAGAACAGGCUGAGUGAGGCACGCAGGGCCCUGAGCACCGUGGAAGACCUGAAAGCCGAGAUCGUGGCCGCCUCCGAAUCCAGGAAGGAACUCGAGGUCAAGCACGAAGCCGAGAUUACAAAUUACAAAAUAAAACUUGAAAUGCUAGAAAAAGAAAAAAAUGCUGUGCUAGACAGAAUGGCAGAAUCCCAGGAAGCAGAGCUGGAGAGGCUUCGGACACAGCUCCUCUUCAGUCAUGAGGAAGAACUGUCUAAACUAAAAGAAGACUUAGAAGUUGAGCAUCGAAUAAAUAUUGAAAAACUGAAAGAUAAUUUGGGGAUUCACUACAAGCAGCAGAUAGAUGGCUUACAAAAUGAGAUGAACAGGAAGAUGGAAAGUAUGCAGUGUGAAACAGACAGCCUAAUAACCCAGCAGAACCAGUUAAUUCUGGAAAAUUCAAAGCUACGAGAUUUACAGGAACACCUUGUUAAUUCAAAAUCAGAAGAAAUGAAUCUUCAAAUCAAUGAACUGCAAAAAGAGAUUGAAAUCCUCAGACAAGAAGAAAAGGAAAAAGGUACCCUUGAACAGGAAGUUCAGGAGUUACAACUUAAAACUGAGCAAUUGGAGAAACAACUGAAGGAGAAGGAAGAUGACCUUCAAGAAAAAUGUGCACAGCUUGACGCAGAGAACUGCAUUCUUAAAGAUGAGAAGAAAGUCCUUGAAGACAUGUUGAAAAUGUACAGUCCUUCGGACCAAGCGCAAAGAUCAGUUGCUGUCGAUUCUGUCACGCGCAAGCCGGAAGACCUGAGGUGGCAGGAAGCAGAGCUGCUGAGGAAGGAGAAGGAGGCCCUUCAGCAGGAAUGCCUUCGUCUAAAUGAAGAGAUUGAGAAGCAGAAGAAUACAUUUGCAUUUGCUGAAAAGAAUUUUGAAGUUAACUAUCAGGAGUUACAGAGGGAGUAUACUUGUCUUCUCAAGAUAAGAGACGAUUUAGAAGCCACACAGAGCAGGCAGGCUUUGGAAUAUGAGAGCAGGCUGAGAGCGCUGGAGGAGGAGCUCCACUCGAAAAGAGGAGAGGCAGCCGUGCCCAAGGGGAAGAGCUCUGGAUUUGCUAUGGACCAAACGUUCCCAGCGGAGCCGCUGGACCUCGGGGACGUUGUAGAAAAGGAUACAACAGAGCUGAUGGAGAAGCUGGAGGUAGCGCAGAGGGAAAAGUUGGAGCUCUCGGAGAAAGUCUCUGGCCUUUCUGAACAACUAAAGCAGACACAUGGCAUGCUCCACUCCCUAAGUGCAGAGGUUAGAGCCUUAAAGCAAGAGAAGGAACAGCUUUUGUUAAGAUGUGGAGAACUAGAACUCCUCACUAACUCUAAGGGACCAGGACAUGCGGCUGUCUGCCCUGCGCAGAGGAGUUCUUACCAAGCUGGGCCUGUGAUAGGGACGGCCGGGGAUUCUCAGGGAUCUCCUCCUAAAAUCAGUGAAGAUUUGGCUGAAGAGUCAAAACCAAUGAUAGAAGAUAAAAUUCCCUUCAAAGAAAGUGGGAGAGACCAGUUGCUUUUGCCAACAAGAACAAAAAAUCCACCUCAUGCCACAGUUGAACCAUGUGAAAGUGAAAAACUCCAGCAAGAGCUUCAUGCCCUCAAAGCCGAGCAGGAUGACCUGCGGCUGCAGAUGGAGGCCCAGCGCAUAUGCCUUUUUGUGGUUUACUCCACCCAUGCGGAUCAGCUUCGUGCCUACUUGGAAAAGGAGCGAGAAGAAGCGCUUUGCAGCCUUAAAGACGAGCUGGUCUCCGCUCAACAGAAAAAGAUCGAGGAGCUCCAAACCGUACACCAGAGCCAGCUCCAGAAGGCCACGGAACAGCAGACAGGGGAUGAGCCUCUACAGGCGCUCAUUGAACGGCUCCAGAAGGCAGUGUCUCAGAAAUGCUUUCACAUUUCAGAGACCCUAAACAAUGUUUUCGAUGAAUGCCAUACUCCUUUAAAAUGUGAAAUGACUAGAGAAGAGAAAGAGCAUUCUGGUGUUUACACUUCUCAGAAUCAAAGCCCAGAAUUACAAGAGUAUAGAUACGAAGUUCAAGACUUUCAAGAAAACAUGCAAAUCCUUCUUGGUAAAGUAACGGAAGAAUGCCGCAAGCUCUCGGGACUGCAGACUCGCUUAGGCAAGAUUCAAGAACAACCAACAGAUGGUGUGACACUCGAGUUUGCUGAAGAAAAUGUGGCAGACGAGGAAGCAAGUCUUCUGUCAGGUCGUUCUCAGAGUGCUUUACAGAGCACGGAUGUCAGUCAUGACAGCAAGGUGUCUUCUCUGCCGGCGAGAGAGGAAAGUAGAGAGCAUGAGGGGCAAGCCCGUGAGCUACAGAGCCUUGUGGCUGCCGGGCCGCUGCAGCUGCAGGAGACCGAAGCAAACUACAGAGCGGAAGUGGAGAGUCUGCAGAGAAGACUCCAGGCCGUCAGUGAGGCUCCACUUAAGCCAAGCUUACCCACGGAUUCAGUGGAGCUUAAAGGAUCUGGGGCCGAGAGGCCAGUGUACUGUAGAAGCUGUCUAAGAGAGCGUGGGGACGGCACAGCAGAGUUUUCUGAUGGAUUGAAAGUGAGGCAAGAAACAAAUAUGGUUAAGUUGAUGGAAAAACAGUAUCAAGAACGAUUGGAAGAAGAAAUAGCUAAGGUCAUUGUAUCAAUGAGCAUAGCAUUCGCUCAACAGACUGAACUCUCCAGAUUAUCUGAGAGGAAAGAAAGUGCUAGACAAUCAGAAGAUGAACCUGCUCUAUGUUCUCAAAAUGAACACCAUUUAAAUGACAUCACAUCACAAAGUCAAGUUGGUCUUCAGACUUUUGAAGCAAUGGACAAGAAUUUUAAAGAAGAAUUUAAACCGCUUAGCAAAGAGUUAGGAGAAUAUAGAAAAACAGUUCCUUUGUCCAAUCAUGAUCGUGAUGCUAUACUAAAGUCAGAAGAGCAUGGACUGACUAUUUCAGAAGAAAUAUUUUCCAAAGAUGAAACAUUUAUAGUGAGAAAAUCUAUCCAUGAUGAGGUGUUGGGGUCAAAUAUGGAUCCUUCUAGACAGCUCAUCUUAAAUGAACAGUUGGAAGAUAUGCGGCAAGAACUUGUACGACAAUACGAAGAGCAUCAGCAGGCAACAGAAAUGUUGAGGCAGGCACACAUGCAACAGAUGGAGAGGCAGCGAGAGGACCAGGAGCAGCUACAAGAGGAGAUCAAGAGGCUCAGUGAGCAGCUCACCCAGAAAUCCUCCAUAGAUACUGAGCACGUGGUUUCAGAGAGAGAGAGGGUUCUGUUAGAGGAGCUGGAAGCCCUAAAGCAGCUGUCUCUAGCUGGAAGAAAGGAGCUGUGUUGUGAGCUGCGCAGCAGCAGUACGCAAACACAGGAUGGAAAUGACAAUCAAGAAGCUGAGGAACAGACAUUAAAAGACAAAACAUUGGAGAGAAAACCUGAAGACGUGCCUCUCGAUAUAAACCUGUCCAAUGAAAGAUACGCUCUCAAAAAAGCUAAUAAUAGACUUCUGAAGAUCUUGUUAGACGUUGUCAAGACAACAUCAGCUGCUGAAGAAACAAUUGGCCGCCAUGUUCUUGGGAUUCUGGACCGAUCUAGUAAAGGUCAGCCAGCUUCCAGCCUGCUCUGGAGAUCCGAAGCAGAGGCAUCUGCUGCAACCUGUGUACAAGACGAAUGUGCAAGAGCUAUGGAUGAGUCCAUCCCCUCUUAUCCUGGAAGUGCCAUAGCAACACAUGACAGCAUUUGGUCAAAAGUCACCGAGGAAGGAGCAGAGCUGUCACAGCGCCUUGUGAGGAGUGGCUUUGCUGGGCCUGUCAUAGAUCCUGAAAAUGAAGAACUUAUGCUGAAUAUCAGCUCUCGACUACAAGCAGCGGUUGAAAAACUCCUGGAAGCCAUAAGUGAGACCAGCAGUCAGCUUGAACAUGCGAAAGUUACACAGACAGAGUUGGUGCGUGAGUCAUUUAGACAAAAACAGGAGGCAGCAGAGUCACUCCACUGCCUGGAAGAACUGCGGGAGCGCCUUCAGGAGGAGUGCAGGGCCAGGGAGCAGCUGGCUGUGGAGCUCAACAAGGCCGAGGGUGUCAUUGAUGGGUACUCGGAUGAAAAGACUCUUUUUGAAAGGCAAAUUCAAGAAAAAAACGAUAUAAUAGAACAUCUUGAACAGGAGUUAUUAUGUAUGAACAGCAGACUGCAAGAACUCGAGUCAGACCAGCGCCGGAUGGAAGAGGAGCGGGAGCUACUGUCCAGGCAGAGGGAGGCAAUGCGAGCAGAGGCUGGCCCCGUGGAGCAGCAAUUUCUGCAGGAGACAGAAAAACUGAUGAAGGAAAAGCUAGAAGUACAGUGCCAAGCCGAAAAAGUCCGUGGCGAUCUUCAGAAGCAAGUGAAAGCUCUAGAAAUAGACGUCGAAGAGCAAGUCAGUAGGUUUAUAGAACUGGAGCAAGAGAAAAACGCCGAGCUCAUAGAUUUAAGGCAGCAAAGCCAAGCACUGGAAAAGCAGCUAGAAAAAAUGAGAAAAUUUUUAGAUGAGCAGGCCAUCGAUAGAGAGCAUGAGAGAGACGUCUUCCAGCAGGAGAUACAGAAGCUAGAGCGCCAGCUUAAGGCUGCGCCUCGACUCCAGCCUGUGAGCGAGCACCAGACCAGAGAGGUUGAACAGCUGACUAAUCACUUGAAGGAGAAAACCGACAAGUGCAGCGAGCUGCUGCUCUCCAAGGAGCAGCUGCAGCGAGAUGUGCAGGAGAGGAAUGAAGAGAUCGAGAAGCUGGAGUGCCGGCUGCGGGACCUGGAGCAGGCCCUGCUGGCCAGUGCAGAGCCCCUCCCCAGGUUAGAGGACCAGAAAAGGUCUGGAGCUAUAGAAGCGGACCCAGAAUUAUCUCUAGAAGUUCAGUUGCAGGCCGAGCGGGAUGCCACAGAUAGAAAACAGAAAGAGAUCACCAACCUAGAAGAACAGUUGGAGCAGUUUCGGGAGGAGCUGGAGAAUAAGAAUGAAGAGGUUCAGGAGCUUCUCAUGCAGUUGGAAAUCCAGAAAAAGGAGUCCAGCACCCGCCUGCAGGAGCUCCAGCAAGAAAACAGAUUAUUUAAGGAUGAAAUAGAAAAACUCGGGUUUGCCAUGAAGGACUCAGGUUCUGUAUCUACUCAGGACCAGCCCAUGCUGUUUGGCAAAUUUGCACAGCUAAUACAAGAAAAGGAGAUUGAAAUUGACCGGUUAAAUGAGCAGUUUCUAAAUCUCCAGCAGCAGCUUAAACUCACAGCAGAUAACAAGGUCAUUGAAGAACAGAAGGAGCAGAUCCGAGAUCUGGAAACCAAGAUUGAAUGUCUGAUGAAUGAUCAGGAACAUGCGAACAAACAGAGAGAGGAAGAAAGAGAGCAGCUCAACGGUGUGAUUGAGAAAUUGCAGCAGGAGUUGGCCAGCAUUGAGCUGAAGGGAGAGGACAUCACGGCCCUCCCAGGAGACGAGGAGAGCCUUAAACAUCAGCUGGACAAGGUGGUUACUGAAAAGCUGGUUUUAGAACAACAAGUAGAAACCACCAAGCAGGAAAUGACGUACAUGAAACAUGGACUUAAAGAAAUCAAUUUCAAAAUGGAUCAGAUAACACAAGUACUGUGUAACUUGAAAAAAGAAUGUGCCAGUGAUAAAGAGCUUCCAGGUGAAGCUAUGAGUGACCUUGGCACAGAAGAUGCCCCUGCCCAGGAUGCUUUCAAGCCUCUAGACAAUCAGGCCUCCCUUGUGUGUCUUCAAGAAAGUACUAAAGCGUCUAGAAUACUAGAAAUGAAGUCACUACCACUGGAGAGGUGUGUGAGUACCAAGGACUUUGAGCUUACCCAGUGUCAUAAACAAAUAGAAACCAUACACGAGCAAGGCCAGUCUGAAAUAGAAGCGCUUCAGAAGAAGAUCCUAAACCUGCAGGAGAUCCUUGAGAAGUUCGCUGCUGCCUUGGCCAGUCAGGUCCAAAUGGAGGCAGCUCAAGAGUGUGUGCAGGUCCACCAAGAAAAGCAAACGGUUUCACAAGCACCCAAAAGGACAGACACACAGAAUGUAAAUGGUAUGACAGAAAACAGCGUGGAGCCAGACGCCCCCACACUGGUCGUGAGACUAGCUGGGUCAGAGAGCCGUGUGGCUGAAGUGCAUGGUGGCACAGAGUCAGGAAAACUUGUGGGAACUUCGGAGAGAAGUGCUUCAGGGACAGAUAAGAAAGUUGUGGAGCCUCAGAAGCUAUUAGAGGAGGCCAAGAGAAGGCUGGAAGAGGACGGAGGACGGAGCCCUAGGGACGGGGAGACAACCGCAAAGCUAACUCACGCUGGCGGACAGAGUGGAGUUUCCAGUGGACUUGACGCUCUGGAGGCUGAGUCGGUAGCCACCUCGGAACUCACCAGUUAUAAAGAAAGGGCAGAGAAACUUGAAGAAGAUCUUUUGGUAAAAGAAAGCUACAUAACAUCACUUCAGAAAGACUUAGGCCAAGUUAAAGAUCAACUCACCGAAGCCAAGGAGAAAUUAUCCUUCUUCUUAGAAAAAGAAAAUAGGACUGGAGGACAGGAAAGCAGAACGGGCCCCAUACCAGAGCCCCCUUCUGUCGACAUCGGUGACUGCACUGGACCCACACACAGAACAGAUGAGGUCAGCAGCAGCAGUCGGACCCCGCAGAUCCUUGUUAAAAAUGCAGGGGUUCAGAUCGACUUACAGAGCGAGUGCUCCCAAGAAGGAGUCAGAGACACCAUCAGUCAGCUUACUAAAAGAAUGCAGCACAUGCAAGAGCUACAUGCUGCCGAGGUUUUGGAUAUGGAAUCCAGACAUAUUUUAGAAACCGAGUCUUUGAAGAAGGAACAUUAUGAUGCGAUCCAGUUACUGACUAAGGAGUGUGAGACCCUGAAGGAAAUGACCCAGUGUCUGAGAUGCAAAGAGGGAUCCUCCAUUCCUGACCUGGCAGAGUCUGUUGCUUAUCAAAGCAGAGAUGUCUACUCCAGUGAUUCUGAAUCUGACUGGGGUCAAAGCCAGGGAUUCGAUACAGCAAUAGAAGGCCAAGAAGAAGGAGAAACUUCAGCAGAUUUAUUUCCAAAGAAAAUAAAGGGAUUAGUGAAGGCUGUCCACAGCGAAGGCAUGCAGGUGCUUUCUCUCUCAAAUCCCCUCUGUGAAGAUGGAGAGGACCAGUCCGUGCAGCAGCUUGCGGAAUCUCAGCUGAAAGAGAGACAAGCUUACCUCAAUACCAUCUCAUCUCUUAAAGAUUUAAUUUCUAAAAUACAAGUGCAAAGAGAAACUGAGGUCUAUGACAGUUGUCAGUCUCAUGACAGCUUCUCAGACUGGAGAGGUGAACUGCUGCUUGCCUGUCAGCGUGUUUUUGUAAAGGAACGUAGUGUUUUACUAGCUACAUUCCAAACGGAACUGACAGCUCUCAGCACUAGAGAUGUGGAUGGAUUGUUAAACUCUUUGGAACAGAGAAUACAAGAACAGGGCAUUGAGUAUCACACAGCAAUGGACUGUCUGCAGAACGCAGAUAGGAGGAGUUUGCUGGCAGAAAUAGAAGAUCUGCGUGCUCAAAUUAAUGGCAGGAACACAACUCUGGAAAGAGAACAAGAAACUGAGCCCGCCAGCCAAGAACUCCUGGACUACAGUAUGCAGCAGAAGCAGUCCCACGUCCUGGAAAUGCAACUGGAACUCAGCAGCCUGAGGGACAGAGCAGCCGAGCUGCAGGAGCAGCUGAGUUCCGAAAAGAUGGUGGUUGCGGAACUGAAAAGUGAACUUGCACAGGCAAAACUGGAAUUGGGAACAACACUCAAGGCCCAGCAUAAGCGCUUGAAGGAAUUGGAAGCAUUCAGGUCAGAAGUUAAAGAGAAGACGGAUGAAAUUCAUUUCCUUAGUGAUACAUUAGCAAGGGAACAGAAGAACUCACUAGAGCUGCAGUGGGCUCUGGAAAAAGAAAAGGCCAAAUCAGGACACCACGAGGAAUGGGAAAAAGAAGAACUUGAGGAUCUGAAAUUUUCACUCGAGGAUCAGAAACGGAAAAAUACACAGCUAAACCUCCUUUUGGAACAACAGAAGCAGCUACUGAAUGAAUCUCAACAGAAAAUAGAGUCACAGAAGAUGCUGCAUGAUGCCCAGUUGUCAGAAGAACAAGGCCGCAGCUUAGGGCUUCAAGCUCUGCUGGAGUCCGAGCAGGUUAGGGUUCAGGAGAUGAAGAGCACCCUGGACAGGGAGCGGGGACUCCGUGCCCAGCUGCAGAGCCGCGAGGACGGCGGGCAGCCCCCGCCAGCCCUGCCUUCCGAGGACCUACUUACAGAGCUGCAGAAACAACUGGAGGAAAAGCACAGCCGCAUAGUAGAACUCUUAAGUGAAACUGAAAAAUACAAACUAGAUUCCCUGCAAACAAGGCAACAGAUGGAAAAGGACAGGCAGGUUCAUCAGAAGACACUGCAGACAGAACAGGAGGCAAACACCCAGGGCCAAAAGAAAAUGCAGGAGCUGCAGUCCAAAGUGGAAGAGCUGCAGCGCCAGCUCCAGGAGAAAAGGCAGCAGGUGUAUAAGCUGGACCUGGAGGGAAAGCGACUGCAGGGCAUUAUGCAGGAAUUCCAAAAGCAAGAGCUAGAACCGGAGGAGAAGCGGGGAAGCAGAGGACUUGUGUGCCACAAUCUUCAUGAGCCAGCCUCCUGGGACUUCCCUGACGAUCGGACUAGAAACUGGGUUCUUCAGCAGAAGAUGGCAGAGACCAAGGACGUGAACUUCACAAAGCUGAUUGAAAUAAACGGAGGCGAACUUGACCAUAGUCAGGACUUGGAAAUGGUCAGACAGACACUUCAGCAUGUGGCUUCAAAACUUCAGCAUGUAGCCCAGAAAGCCUGCCGCAGGCUACAGUUUGAAACAGCAAGUGAUGAUGCAUUUUCUUGGAUUCAGGAGAAUAUUGAUGGAAUUAUUUUGCAACUACAGAAACUAACUGGACAGACAGGUGAUGAGCACAGCUUAGGACCCCCCAGUUCUUCCUGUGGCUCCCUAACGGAAAGCCUAAUGAGACAAAAUACUGAGCUAACAAGACUCAUCAACCAGCUAACGGAAGAAAAGAACACCUUACGGAGCAUCGUCAUAAAGCUACAGGAGCUGAACAGGUGUUGCUGGCACACGGGAGCAGGCAGAGACUGUUGUUCUAGGUUUUCAUUUAUUGAUCCAGCUGACAUCGAAGCCAUAAUUGCUUCAGAAAAGGAAGUCUGGAACAGAGAAAAGUUAUCUCUUCAGAAAGCCUUGAAAAGGGCAGAAGCCAAAGUGUACAAGCUCAAAGCUGAACUACGAAACGAUGCUUUACUCCGGAAUCUGAGCCCUGACUCUGAGCAUGCCGCCCUGCAGAAAAUUUAUAAUAAAUACUUGAGAGCUUCAAGUUUCCGGAAAGCUCUCAUAUAUCAGAAAAAAUACCUGCUGCUGCUCCUGGGAGGGUUCCAGGAGUGCGAAGACGCCACCCUGGGGGUCCUUGCCCGAAUGGGGGGACACCCAGCCUUGAAAGAUCCCAAGACUGUCACCAACCACCCGAAGGGGUUCACCAGGUUCCGCUCCGCCGUCAGAGUGUCUAUUGCAAUCUCAAGAAUGAAAUUUUUGGUGCGGCGGUGGCAGCAAGUGACAAGUGCCAGCUCCAUCAAUAUUAACAGGGACGGCUUCGGACUGAGUCCAGGCAUUGAAAAGACUGAUCCAUUCUAUCAUUCUCCUGGUGGGCUGGAGCUAUAUGGAGAACCAAGACAUACAGCAUACCGCUCAAGAUUCGAUCUGGACUAUCCUCGGUCUCCCUUACCAUUGCAGAAUAGGUACCCGGGUACUCCAGGAGACUUAAAUUCUAUUUCGAUGGCUUCUUCUCAACUUCACCAGUACAAUCCUGAUAAAUCUCUGACAGAUUACGUCACUCGGCUAGAGGCACUGAAAAGGCGACUUGGAGCUAUACAGCCAGGGUCUACUACUCAGUUUCACUUUGGCAUGAGGAGAUAAUCCUUUGAAACAUUAAUUGAAUAUUAAAUAGAUUCCCUUUUGUAAAUCAAUGGCUCUUUUGUGCUUUUGUAUUGUGAAUAUUCAAGGGGACCAAUACAUACACAGCUUAUGAUUGUAUACAAAUCCUUAGCAGCACAUGAAGACAAACUGGAGUGUGUGUAUAUAAGCAUUGUGUGCGUGUUCAUGCACAGUAAUCAUUAAAUUACAUGUAUAUUUGUGGAAUGCUAAUUUAAAUGAUUAAAUUAUAAACUUUGUGUAUUUAUCAGGUGGGUGACGGAUUAAACUUUUUCAACUGACAGUGCUGCUGGAUGAGUAGCUUGCAGUGUCCUGCGCUUUUCUUAUAAAACUACUGAGUUACAUGUUUCUGCUUAAUAUAUUUGCUACUGGUGAUGAAGACAACAUAUCACUUGUAGAGACCUAUUUUUGUAUAAUGGUCGAAGUUUUGAACUUUAUGGGUAUUUUGUCAAGUACUGAAAUAAAAAGGCCUCACCAUUGUCACCGCA